AUGCCGUCAAAACAAAGAAAAAUUGCUAUGAUGGGAUACAGAUCCGUCGGCAAAUCGUCGCUUAUUAUACAAUUUGUAGAAGGGCAGUUCGUGGAUUCUUAUGACCCCACAAUAGAAAAUACUUUUACAAAAUUUAUCAGAUUAAACUCCACUGAGUAUGAAGUUAAACUAGUAGAUACAGCAGGUCAAGAUGAGUACAGCAUCUUUCCUCUACAAUACAGUAUGGAUUUUCAUGGCUAUGUUUUGGUAUACUCUAUAACAUCAAGCAAGAGUUUUCAAAUUGUACAAAUAAUAUAUGACAAGCUGUUGGAUAUGGUUGGCAAAAUACACGUUCCCAUAGUAUUGGUUGGCAAUAAGACAGAUCUUCAUUUGGAAAGAAAGAUAAGUACCGAGGAAGGAAAAAGAUUGGCAGAGAAAUGGAAUGCCGCCUUUGUUGAAACCAGCGCAAAGAGAAAUGAGUCUGUUACUGACAUGUUCCAUGCAAUGUUGUCGGAAAUAGAAAGAUCCGACGGUCACAUGCCCGAGAAGAAUGGAUGUGUUGUUUCUUAA
Danaus chrysippus (African queen) is the source of this 549-nucleotide messenger RNA. Lineage: Eukaryota; Metazoa; Arthropoda; Insecta; Lepidoptera; Nymphalidae. The record is from the annotation of a GenBank genome assembly.